UUUUCUUGAAUCUUUUGGUUGUUGUUCACCAUGUCGGACCAGGAAGACGAUGACGACAAGUCCUCCUCCAUGGAAGAAGAAGAAGAAUUGGUGACGACAGCUCCUUCGUUGUACCAACGUCCCUCUUAUUAUCGUCAGACCCGCAAGGGCAAGAUCAUCAAGACCGUCCAAGAACGCUAUUUGCGAGAUGAUUUGGGCUUCGGCAAUUACUUUUGGGAUCCUCUGCAGGCGCGACGCCGCAAGGGUGCCGAAACGACCGUCGGGAAACCAAAGGCCAUUGACACUGUGGAACAGUUAGUAUCGUUGAUGCAAGGAACGGUCAAAUCAGAUGCUGGCGAUGCGACAACACAACCGUUGGUCCUACUCGUCUGCGACACGAACGUGCUGUUGCACAAUUUGGAUGUUCUGAUUCAAGCAUUGACGGGAGACGGAGCUCCGGGAGGAUUGACGUUGGUCUUGCCACAAACGGCACUGCAGGAAUGUCGUGCGCAGCACAUGACACUCUACGAUCAAGCCGUCGAAUUGUUGCGGAGUGUCGGUGGAACCCAACAGGCUCAUUAUUGUGGCAUUUUCUUUCCCGAUCAGCAUCAUGUGGAAACACAAAUUUCAACUACAAAUACGACAACGACAACGAGUAUGAAUGACAUUAAUGAUGCGCGGCUGCGACUCGUGGCGGAAUACUUUGGCAAACAUCUCCAAAGGAACAACAACAGUUCCAAUUCGACCAGAGUCAUUUUCUUAUCGGAUGAUCAAGACUCUCGGCGAAAAGCCAAGAUGGAACAACCGACCGACAAACCGUAUUAUGAAGCACUCAAUGUCAAACAAUUUGUGGGACAAUUGGAAAAAGCCAAUCCUGGUUUGUCAUUAAUGGACUAUGUCGCCAAUUACGGCACCACCCAAUCCCAAUCCCCACACGACUCUACUACUACUACUACCAAACACUACUUUCCAGCGCAUUUGCCCGCCGACGAAGUAUCCCGAGGCGUCAAGGCGGGACGCUUUCAUAGAGGAGUCUUUCGAUCCAUUGAUACCUUUGUCGAAAAGGGAACCGAUCAAAUGGGAGUUGUUACCAUUCGGAAAGGAGACGAGCGAGUUGCCAUUACCAUUCCGGGAUGGCAACCACGCAAUCGAGCCAUGGAUGGAGAUGUCGUUGCCGUGGCAUUGUUGCCCGUCGAAGAAUGGUUGCCAAUGUCCUCUUCGGACAACACCAAUACUACUAAAACGAAACCUAGCAGUGCUGGAAUCUCACAAGAAACAGCCGAACCGACACACAGCGAAUUGGCCAACGUCCCGGAUACCUUUCAAGAUGCGGCACAAACGCUACGACCCACGGGAAAAGUCGUGGGCAUUUUACGACGUCACACCAAUCUCUAUUCGGGAUCACUGUGGGAACCACACAACAGCAGCAAUACAAUCGCUGAACAUCUGCCACAACUAAAAGAUUGGCAACAGGAACAUGCCGAUGGAUCCACCACCUGUAUCUUUUUACCCGUCGAUGCCAAAGUACCACCCCUCCUUAUUCGAACAACACAACGAGAUCGAUGGAUUGGACAACGAUUGGUCGUCACGCUCGAUUCCUGGCCGGCAUUGUCGCCACUACCGUGUGGCCACUAUACCAAGACACUUGGCAAAAUUGGAGACAAGUCGGUCGAAACACAAGUGCUCUUGUUGCAACAUCACAUUCCUCAUGAAGCGUUUCCGGCAUCCGUAUUGGCGUGUUUGCCACCGGCCGAUUACGACUUGCAACAGGAUUUUCAAGCGACUCAAGACAAGGAUCGACGGGUCGAUUUGCGACACUUGCCCAUUCUCAGUAUUGAUCCACCGGGAUGUACCGAUAUCGAUGAUGCCUUGCAUUGUUACAAAAUGGACAAUGGGAAUUUCCAAGUGGGCGUUCAUAUUGCCGAUGUCGGUCAUUAUGUCAAGGCGGGGACCGCCAUGGAUUUGGAAGCGGCCAAUCGAGCCACGUCGACGUAUUUGGUCGAUCGGAGACUGGACAUGUUGCCAUCGCUCUUGUCGACCGAUCUGUGCAGUCUCCGGGCCAAUGUCGAUCGGUUUGCCUUUUCGGUUCUCUGGGAAGUCACACCCGAUGCCCAGAUUGUCAAUGUCGAUUUCCAAAAGACAUUGAUUCAUUCCAUUGCCGCAUUGACAUAUCAAGAGGCUCAAACCAUGAUUGAUAUGCCGGAUACUCCCGAAAAUCGCAAGGAUAAACAAGUGGCUGCCGUCAAGGGGUUGGCACAGUUGGCGCGGCUCUUUGCCAAACGACGGAUUGAUGCCGGCGCGUUGACAUUGGCAUCCCCGGAAGUCAAAUUUGUCUUUGAUAGCGAAAGUUUGAAUCCAACCGAUGUCAAGGCAUAUGCUAUGUUGGAAGCCAACGAUUUGGUCAUGGAAUUCAUGUUGUUGGCCAAUGUCACGGUAGGAAAGAAGAUCUUGCGACACUAUCCCACGCUGUCCGUGUUGCGACGGCACCCGGCACCCAGUCGGGCUCGAUUUGAUGACUUGAUUAGCAAAGCCAAGUCGCGAGGGUUUGAGUUGACGAUUGAGGAUUCCAAGCAACUGGCCGAUUCCUUGGAUGCGGCCGUGAUUGAGUCAGAUCCUUACUUUAACAAACUGCUGCGCAUCUGUGCCACGAGGUGUUUGUCACCAGCACAAUACUUUUGUUCGGGCGAGUACCGACCGACAGAGUGGCAUCAUUAUGGGUUGGCCGCACCCGUAUAUACCCAUUUUACAAGUCCAAUUCGACGAUAUGCUGACGUCUGUGUCCAUCGACUCCUGGCAGCCGCGAUUGGCGUAGCACCUCUGCCCUCCCAAAUGUCGUCCAAAUCCUACAUGCACGAUCAAACGGCAAACAUGAACCGACGAAACAGAGGCGCCCAGAACGCGGGACGCUCCAGUAUUCAACUGCAUACUGUCAUUUUCUUUGGGGAAGGGGCCAAGGAAGAAGAGGCAUAUGUGUUGGACGUCGAGACGGCAACAGAUUCCGAACCGUCCGUCAGGGUGAUUGUUCCGAGGUACGGAAUCGAGGGGCAAGUCAAGCUGCCCAUCAAGGCUGGUGAUCCCCGCUUGAUACGGGGAGAGCACCGCAUUUCGGUAGAGGGUAGCGCCACCAUACGAGUCUUUGACAAGGUGAAGGUUCGUAUAUGGGUGAAGGUUUCUCCUGAUCAUCAACGAGAAUUGAUUUUGGACCUGCUGGAACCAUCCUUUGGUAGUGAGAGCUCCGGUAAGAACACGGAACCAGAAGGAGACUCGGAUGACGAAACAGCUCCGGCCAAGAAAAAGAGGAAGACCACGUAA
Messenger RNA from Seminavis robusta, 3291 nucleotides. Lineage: Eukaryota; Bacillariophyta; Bacillariophyceae; Naviculales; Naviculaceae. The record is from the annotation of a GenBank genome assembly.